Molecule: messenger RNA, 1362 nt
Organism: Mycena indigotica
Lineage: Eukaryota; Fungi; Basidiomycota; Agaricomycetes; Agaricales; Mycenaceae
Product: V-type proton ATPase subunit H
Exons: 9
Coding region: 1-1362 (453 amino acids)
Biological process (GO): proton transmembrane transport
Cellular component (GO): vacuolar proton-transporting V-type ATPase, V1 domain; fungal-type vacuole membrane
Molecular function (GO): proton-transporting ATPase activity, rotational mechanism
Source: RefSeq, a predicted model, not a curated record
AUGUCUCUCUCACUUGUCUCCAGCUCGUAUCUUGAAGAGAACUCUGCAAAGAUCAGGGCCAAGCCCGUUCCAUGGGAGGGCUACCAGAGAGCAGGUCUGAUCACUUCAGAGGAGCUCUCCCUCAUCAAGAAAGUCGACAGACAACCAAAGGCAAAGACGGAGUCGCUGCUGCUUUCGGAAUCGCCUACAUAUGCCCUACUAUACCUUCAACUGCUUAAAAAGCUUCAACGUGUUGACACCAUGCAAUCCAUCCUCGUCCUUAUUGCCGACUCAGUCUCCGACCACGAUGAGCGCAUACCUUUGUUCACUCGCGCUGUGGAGGUCGACCCUGAACUCCCUUAUCAUCCUUUAUUGCGGUUGGCAUUCAAUCUAGCCAUCGCUAAUCUAAAGGCUUACGUGCAUAGGACACUCGAAACUCAAGAUGACUUCGUCCAACUCAAGGCUGCCCAAAUCCUCACGGUCCUGCUUUGCUCCGAAUCCACGUUACUACAACCAACACUAGUUCGGCCCUUCCUCGCCACACUCUCAAACUUUGUCCAAGGAUCAGCACACAACAAGUGUGAUAUUGCAGUGCAGUGUUUAGAGGCACUUCUCGCACGCCCCGAAUGUCGACAGGCUAUUUGGGAGAUUCCUGGUAUCAUCGCGGGACUGGUCGAAAUUCUCAAGCACAACCCAAGCCCUCAAAUGAGCUAUCAGGUUGCGUUCUGCCUGUGGUUACUUUCCUUCGAGCAGAAUGUCGCCGAAGAGAUCAACAAGAGACACGACAUAAUACCCCUCCUGACUAGCGUCGCUCAGGCCGCCGUGAAGGAGAAGGUUAUUCGAGUGAUCGUCGCCACCUUUAGGAACCUAGUCUCUAAAGCUCCGCAAGCAAACCUUCCAGCAAUGCUCGUUGCUCAGCUACUGCCCUUUGCGAAGAAUCUAUGCAGCCGAAAAUGGUCGGAUGAGGAUAUCGUCGAGGACGUACAAUUCCUUCGUGAUGAACUGACUGCCAACUUUCAGAGUCUCACAACAUACGACGAAUACAGUUCCCAGUUGACUUCCGGUCAUCUGUCUUGGACCCCAGUGCACGAAUCGGAGGAUUUCUGGAAGGAAAAUGCGAUCAAACUCAAUGACAAAGACUGCGAGCAACUGAAGAUACUUGUCAAGCUGCUCCAAGAAUCGACCGAUCCUCUCGUCUUAGCCGUUGCUGCUCACGACAUCGGACAGUACGUCAAGCACUGCGACAAAGGCAAAAAGCUCGCGACUAAUCUCGGGGCGAAGACAAGGGUCAUGGAGCUGAUGACCCAUGCGAACUCAGAUGUGCGUUAUCGAGCGCUCUUGAGUGUCCAGCAACUUGUCAGUCAAUCGUGGGUAACCGUUUAA